Didymosphaeria variabile is the source of this 1185-nucleotide messenger RNA. RefSeq lists its product as uncharacterized. The transcript has a single exon. Gene Ontology annotation, cellular component: nucleus. Gene Ontology annotation, molecular function: transcription cis-regulatory region binding; DNA-binding transcription factor activity. NCBI's taxonomy places the organism in Eukaryota, Fungi, Ascomycota, Dothideomycetes, Pleosporales, Didymosphaeriaceae. The record is from RefSeq and is a predicted model, not a curated record. The coding region runs from base 1 to 1185 and encodes 394 amino acids. Gene Ontology annotation, biological process: positive regulation of transcription by RNA polymerase II.
AUGACCGGGCCCUUAGUGCCUUCUAUAGAUCCCUGGGAUGCACUUCCAGGAGACGAACUAGGAGAAAGAAAACAUUUGCUACGCUAUUAUGUCGAAGCGUUCGUACCGAGCGUAUCAGUGGCGACGACUACGUCAAGCUUCUACACUGGUCUAUAUAUUCCUUGGGCCUUUGAAUGCGAUGGCAUGCUUGACGCUAUUCUUGCCCUCUCUUCAGCCCAGCUAGCCCGCCGGAGUGCAAGCAAUGAUCGUGCACAGCACCUUCGCAGUGUCUCAGCGAAGCACCAGCGCAAGUGCCAUUCCUUCCUGUCGAACCGUGUCCCGGAAACCGGCGGCCCGCCCCGUGAUGCCUACCAGGUUAUCGGCAUCAUCUUACUACUUGUUGGUCUCGAAGCCCUGAACGGAGAUAAGAGUACACGAUGGCUCUCACAGAUGAAAUGCGUCCGUGGCAUCCUCCAAAUGUUAGGCGAUCCUGGCGACUCAUGGGAGCUCCACUCGCUACGUAGGCACUUCACUUACCACAACGCCAUGGCAUCCCUUAUGGCGCGAGUAUCAAAGAACGAGUCACUCUUCGUAUACGACGAUCUGACGCUAGCCUGCGAGCCUGACACGCCGCUGGUCGUCGAUCCACUAAUGGGUAUCACAUACUACCUCUGUAGUUUGAUCUCGCGCAUACAAUACGUGAGCUCAACGAAUCCCGCCUUCCCACAAAUCUCGGAAGCUGCAUUCUCGGUCAUCGAGCGCGAUAUCCAACAAUGGACGUAUGGAUCCCCAAUAGGGCUUCCUGGUCUUGAUCUCCCACAAGCCCUUGACCUCAUCGCGCUUGCAGAGGCCUACCGCCUCGCCGCAUUAAUACAGCUGUACCGCACAUCUGCAGCACAUAAAUCGCUCAUAUCCUCUUGCGCGACUCGCGCGAUGGAGUUCAUGUCCCGAAUACCGCCAGGAAGCCCCGCGGAGUCCAGCCUCCUCUAUCCUAUCUUCCUCGCCGGCGCGGAGCUGGACAACGAACCCGAGAUAUCGAAAUGCUUCAAGAGACUCGCGGAGAUCCAGCAAAGGAACUGUUACGAGAACACGAACAAUGUGCAGAAAGUGCUGGAGGAGGUCUGGAGGCCUGCUUUGAACGGAGAGCAGAAGCGCGACUGGGAAGACGUGCUGCAAGAGUGGGGCUGGUCGUUCACACUGGGAUGA